GGAUAGUUCAUGGUGUGAUAAUGUCUACGUUGUGUUACCAGGGGAGAGGUCCAGCAGCAGUGUGUGUAGGAAGGAUAGUUCAUGGUGUGAUAAUGUCUACGUUGUGUUACCAGGGGAGAGGUCCAGCAGCAGUGUGUGUAGGAAGGAUAGUUCAUGGUGUGAUAAUGUCUACGUUGUGUUACCAGGGGAGAGGUCCAGCAGCAGUGUGUGUAGGAAGGAUGGUUCAUGGUGUGAUAAUGUCUACGUUGUGUUACCAGGGGAGAGACAACACUGUGUGUAGGAAGGAUAGUUCAUGGUGUGAUAAUGUCUACGUUGUGUUACCAGGGGAGAGGUCCAGCAGCAGUGUGUGUAGGAAGGAUGGUUCAUGGUGUGAUAAUGUCUACGUUGUGUUACCAGGGGAGAGACAACACUGUGUGUAGGAAGGAUAGUUCAUGGUGUGAUAAUGUCUACGUUGUGUUACCAGGGGAGAGGUCCAGCAGCAGUGUGUGUAGGAAGGAUAGUUCAUGGUGUGAUAAUGUCUACGUUGUGUUACCAGGGGAGAGGUCCAGCAGCAGUGUCUGUCAUAAGGAGAAGGUGGUGAUGGUGGAGCGGCUGGGGUUUGCCACGGUAACCAUGUUCGGCGAGGACAGGUCCUGCAACGUGUUCUUUGGAGACGGGAGCGUCGUCACUGCCACCUGCAACGGAGCGUACCAAGAGUACAUGGAGCAGGUUGUCCAAAGAGAGAAACUGACAGAGAAGAUGCAGCUGAAUGACCCUCGUACUGAGGAGGAGAAGAUCCACGCUGCUGACCUGCUCAAACUGGUCCUGUCACUUCCAGAGUCAGAGCACCCCACUAUAGAGAACAGAAUCUGCCCCGUGGAUGCAGCCACCCUGUACAUCCAGGCAGUGAAGACUCCAGCCCUGCAGACUGAGGCCUCGCUCUCAGAGAAAGACACAGACAGCUUCAGUGAAGAGGCACAGGAAACUAUGUGGAAGAGCAGGAUAGAGCAACACAGACAGGAGCUGGACCAGGAGAAGAUUUACAGAGAGGCUCUAAGAAACAGAAUCAUUCCUCCUUAUUUCCACUCCGAGAAAGGAGCAGGUUUUGAGUACUCGGAGGUCCCUGAUAUGAGAGCUCUGUCUCAGGACCUUCCUCCAUUCCCCAAGACUCCCAACUCCCAGAACUACCUCGAGGAUGCCCCUCGAGAGACAGCAGCCCAGCGACCUUUGAACCCCACGCCCUCUCACGCAGCAGGAAGUGAUGCGCUGCCUAGGAGACCCACCAACCCCACCCCUCAAACUGCAGGGGACAGCUCUCAUGGUGUCUCUACAGUGAAGCAGCAGCAUGGUGGUGGUAUUGAGCCUGGCAGUACCCAGGUGGACGUGGCAGGGAACCCACGCAGACACAGAGUCAAGCUGCCAGCCUCCAUCCUCAGCUCCAAACCCUUCAGCGUGCCCAACCAGCAGUUCCUGUGUGUAGAGGAGCCGGUGAGGAGGAAGGUGAAGACUGUGUCUGUGACGGGGGGGCAGCAGCUCGCUCCACGGGGGUUUGAGCUCCUCCCAGCAGAGGUCCAGUUUGGGACCCUAAAGGAGGGCUGCACCUAUAGCAUCCCCGUGCUCAUGAAGAACGUGGGCUUCCACACCUGCAGGUUCAGUGUGAAACAGCCGUCCCCUGGUACUGGAAUCAGAGUCAUCUACACCCCUGGACCUGUGGCUGCUGGGAUGAAGACUGAGCUUCAGGUGGAGCUGUAUGCCAUGACUAUAGGUCUGGAGGAGUCUGCAGAGGGAGAGGUCUACAUCUCACACCACAUCCACAUCAAGACUGAGACUGAGAUCUUCUACCUGCCUGUCUUAGCUACCAUCCUCCCCGAGCGUAUGUAUGACACCAGGACCAAGGAUCAUACCAACGGGCUCCAGACGGGUCUCCAAGGUCCGCCUCAUCUCCUCUCCCCUCUCAGUCAGACGUGGAGUGGUCCUCCCUCGCAGACCUCUUCUCUCCACCACCGGUGAAAUCGAAUCAGACGGAUUGAGACAACUUAUAUAAAACAACUUUCACCGUGGUGUUUUAGUCACAUACUGCCGUUGUUCGAUGGCUGUUGAAUAGAAUACAAUGACUCUUAGGAAUAAAGAACAGUGAUAUAACACA
Molecule: messenger RNA, 2125 nt
Organism: Salmo salar (Atlantic salmon)
Lineage: Eukaryota; Metazoa; Chordata; Actinopteri; Salmoniformes; Salmonidae
Source: RefSeq, a predicted model, not a curated record